This is a messenger RNA of Pseudo-nitzschia multistriata, 1749 nucleotides long. NCBI's taxonomy places the organism in Eukaryota, Bacillariophyta, Bacillariophyceae, Bacillariales, Bacillariaceae. The record is from the annotation of a GenBank genome assembly.
CGCAAUGCCGUAUCCUUUUUCGGAACAGAGUUGAAAAUCCAAAAUCCCAAAUCUUUCCCCAAGAACGCGUUCUCGAUCAACCUACUCGUACACGUCGUACCUUCACCGUACUACUCGAUGAAUACCGGUAGGCACGAGCGAUGCGAUGGGACAAAAACAUCCUGUCACCUCGUUGGGGCAACGAAGACAACCAUACGCCGGAACGAACGAUGAUCCGAGCGUUCCAGAAGACCGACUUGCGGCGUGUGGCAUCUGUGGCAUUGCUGUUUUUGCUGGCAACGGCGGACGCAUUUCGUACCACCCACCUCCCGGCUCCAAGGGCAUCCCCAACGACGGCCAAGACGACAACGAAAACGAAAACGAAAACGAAAACGACAACGACAACGACAACGACAACGGCGAUGCGGUCGUCCACCGGCACCGGCGGCGCGGGCGACGAACCCCCCGUAACGCACGUGGUGGUCGCCGGCGCGGGGGUCAUCGGCGUGUCGACGGCCUACUACCUCGCCAAGAACUUUGGGGUCGCCACCACCCUGGUCGAUCCGACGGGGACCAUCGCCCCCGCGGCCUCCGGAAAGGCGGGCGGCUUUCUGGCCCUGGACUGGAACGACAACUCCCCGGCCCUCGGCCCCCUGGCCCGCCGGUCCUUUGCUUUGCACGAGGAGCUCGCGGACGACCUCGGGGCGGACACCAUCUCGUACCGGAGGCUCGAGUGCGUCUCCGUCCCGGUGGGGGAAAACGGGGGCCGGCGUCCGGCCGGCCGCAAGCUGGAGGGCAUCGAGUGGGCGGAGGGAGCCAACGCGAUGGGGGACGCCUCGGUCCUCGGUGGGACCCGGACGAUCGCCCAGGUCCACCCGAAGAAGCUCUGCGAUGCCAUGUGGGAGCGGGUGCUGGAGCUGGCGCCGGAGAGCAAGCUGGUCCGCGGGAGGGUCGUCGCUCCGGAGGACAAAGACGGAGACGCCGGUGCCGACGCGGCGGUGGCAGCCAGGCUGGAGGACGGGAGCCUCCUGGAGGGGGACGCCCUCCUGUACUCGUGCGGGCCCUGGACGGCCACCAACAUGUACGGAACCAAGUACCACUCCCUGGUCGUUCCCACCACCAGGGUCCUCCACCAGUGCGUCUUCUUUUCGGGCCUGGGGGAUCCCGAGGUCUACGUCCGGGGCGACUCGACGGCCUACUGCACGGGCUUUCCGGACCCGCCGGUGCGGGUCGCGGAGCACCCGGGGGAGGAAGAAGUCCGGCCGGAGGCCAUCGACCGGAUCCGUGAGUCGGUGCGGGCCGCGUCGUCCUUUGCGGACGGCGCGAGCACCAGCUACCUGGUGUUGGGAGACGACGGCGACGACGGCCGCCAAGCGCCCCUGGAACAGGCGUGCUACCUCCCGGGCACGGCCGACGGGAUCCCCAUGAUGGGGAGGGUGCCGGGGAAGGAACGGACCUACGUCUGCGCCGGGCACACGUGCUGGGGGAUCCUCCUGGGGCCCGCCUCCGGCGAGGCCAUGGCCCACGAGAUUGCCGCCGCGGGGGGGAGAGGAAGCUCCCAGCCCUUCGUGGACCUGGGGAUGUUUUCCCCCGGGCGGUUCGGAAGGCCGCUCGAGCUGGUCCCGGCUUUCGGUCCGGAGCGGUGACCGCCGAGAGGGCACGCCGGCGCACGACGAAGCGGGAACGCGGUGGUUUUGCCGGAUCGCCCGUGAGGACGUCGUUUACAAGCUGAAUUCUUUCUGUUGUGUACCCAGCCCAAAUUGGGUUGCU